Messenger RNA from Vespa crabro (European hornet), 3011 nucleotides. It is a transcript of the gene MED26, whose product is annotated as mediator of RNA polymerase II transcription subunit 26. The record is from RefSeq and is a predicted model, not a curated record. The transcript has 4 exons. The coding region runs from base 1294 to 2901 and encodes 535 amino acids. Gene Ontology annotation, molecular function: transcription coregulator activity. Gene Ontology annotation, cellular component: nucleus; core mediator complex; mediator complex. Lineage: Eukaryota; Metazoa; Arthropoda; Insecta; Hymenoptera; Vespidae. Gene Ontology annotation, biological process: regulation of transcription by RNA polymerase II; positive regulation of gene expression.
GCAAUUCCAUUUUGUCAUGGAUUAUACGCCCUAUAUAGAGUAAUUUAAAAAAAUUUUAAUAUAAAAUAAAAAAUCGAUCGUAGGUCUCUUAUGAUAAAAAACAAUAAUGUAAUAUAUAUUUUAGGAACAUAUGUAUAAAAUGUUCCUUCCCUUUUUUCCUUUAUUAAACGACACUGUUUCGAUAUUCAACAAUAUAUAUAAAAACAAUAUAAAAAUAAGAAUUAUGAGACUAUAUUCGAGGAUCAUACAUUGCACAAAGUACCGUUGACCAUAUUUAAUCCGUUUGUUUAAGAACAAAGGUACCUGAAGAAAUAUGAAUGAAAAAAUGAUGUGUUCAGCAAAAACACAUAUUUUCACGUAAUUUGUUGUUGCACAUAUAUUUCGAAAGAACACAAAAAGAAAUAUAACGGCUUAAUAUCGUAACGAAACUAUGAUAAAAAAAGACAGGAUUAUGCUUUGUAGAUCGAUUGAAUUAUUACAUCACAAUAAAAUCGGGAAGCAUCGAGAAUAAUGGAGGAGCUGAACGAAAGUCAUCAAAUGAUCGGAUGCAACUCGAUAAUACGUUCGGCGUGUAUUGAGUUUCAAAGAUAAAAUAUAAGUAAACGUAGCCGAACGGAUAAACGCCGAGAAGCAGGGAGAAAACUGAGAUAGCUUGGUGGAAGCUUCUCUACAAGGUGAAUAAGAAAGCAGCGACAAGGAAGAACGGCGGCGAUGGAUGUCGCGGUGUGCAUUCACAAAGCAUGAAGAAGGUAGAAGCAAGAAGAGGGGAGAGGAGAAUGAAAGAGAGUGAGAGAGGGAGGGGAAUAAGGAGAAAGAGAAAGAAAGAGAAAGAAAGACAGAUAGAUGGAUAGAUAGAUAGAUAGAUAGACGGAUAGAAAGAGAGAGAGACAGAGAGAGAGAGUGGGAAAGAAAGAAAGACUGAGAGGGGACGGUAGAUGCGUGUAGAUGGUAAAAGACAUCGAUAGAGAGCGCGACGAGCGUCCUCGUCGUUUGGGGGCAUCGUCGGUAGGGAUGGAUGAGGGAGGCGGAGGGAGGUCGGUGAACAGAGCUCGUCCAACCGCGAGAAGGAGCUAGUAGCGCUCCUCCGGCGGUAUGAGGCGGCGUGGGGCUAGGGACGAUGCUUGGGCCGCGACUAGGAGGCACUCGGGAGGCAGGGAGGGCAUGCGAAGGAGCACAGUUCAGUAGUCGCCAUUGCAAGUCCCCCUGUGCUCUCGUAUUCGCGACACUCGUACGCGUGGAGCCGAUUUUCCGCUAACCUAAACUCCCCGCGAGGGCCCAAAGUGUGCCCCCCCGAUGCAGAGAUAUUGCACGGAGCUCACCGAAAGAUUAUUAAAAUCCCUUGACAAGGAAUACAAUGUCGUUGACAUGGGAGCUGUUGUUGAUGUCAUUACGGCCCUGGAAAAGACGACGAUCACCAAAGAAGUUCUGGAGAUUACAAGGCUUGGUAAAUAUAUUAACGAACUACGAAGGAAGACAAAUAAUGAUGCCCUGGCCAAGCGUGCAAAAGAUUUGGUACGUCGUUGGAGAGAUAUGGUUUUACCAUCAGCUCAUUCAACCCCACAACCGACACCUGCUGAUACAGCACCACCUGCCCUUAAUGGAGCAAAGCCUCAUAGUCCAGCCUUAAGAUGUUUCAAACCACAAAGUCCUGCUGUAAGAUGCUUGAAGCCUCAAAGUCCUCUAUUAAGGGAUGCUACUCCUUUAAGAGUUAUCAGCCCAGCUCUAUCUGUGCAUAGUGACCAUUCACGGUCUCCUAAUGCAGCUUCAAAUAAGCAGUCAAUUACACUUACUAGCAACCACCGGAUAAGUUCGGAUGUACCUCCCACACAUAGCUCUUCGAGUCAGAAUCACUUGAUAGAAGCAGUGCCACGGACCCACAGUUCCAAUAAACGACUUCGAAAAGAUGUUUGUAAGGACCAACAUAAUUACCAGGAACAUGAAUCAGACUCGAUUACAGAAUGUGAGCCAUUCGUUAAAAGACAGCGUUUGAAUGGCGAAAACAUAAGUGGUAAUUUAAAUUCGCAAGUGCCUAGCCCUACAUUGAAAGAACGAAUUUCCCAUCAUUUUGUGGAGUCUUCCACUAAUCCUGAUGAUUCAGGUCCAAAAAAACGUGGUAGGAAAAAAGGCAGUAAGUCUAUAAAGAAGCAACCAUACAUAGAGGACCGUGUUAAAGAAAAACUAGCCAGUAUUUCAAGAAAUCCUAAGUUAAAGACAACACAAGAAUUGCUGGCUGAUUUACAAGCACGUGGCUCAAAUUCUAGCAUUAAUUCAAAUGCUCUACCUAGUCAAAGUGUAGAACCACCAAGUAUGGAAGAUGUUUUGAGGAGUAAUAAUGAACAAGUAUCCAAGUUCCUGCGUUGUACUCCAAACAAUACAUCUCACAAAAGUACAGUUUCUGAAACUUCUUUACAAAAUCGGUUAAAAUCUACAGAAAACUGUUGUGAAAUAUCAUCCAAGUGUCAAGAAACAAGUGCAGUGUACGAAGAAAGUCCAAGUACGCAAAACCAACCACAAUCACAUCAAGAUUUAUCGGUUGAGGAGAUACUGGCAAAGUUACCACCAUUAGAUCCAAGUUCGAUAGACUGGAGUGAUUGUGAAACUGAACCCAAUGAAGAUCAAAAUGGUACAGUGUAUCCACCUCAAGAAGUUACUACAGAGGACCUUGAAAGAUUACAUACGCAGUGCAUAGAAGGUCUCAAUGGGAAUUAUCAACCAAAAUUAUUGUCUCUCGCUAGUAACAAUGAAACGUCAGAAAAAGAGGAAGGAGUGUCAGAAUUGAAUGUAAUGAACUGUGAGCAUAGCCAAACUGGUGAAGAAUUUCGAGAAUGGCACCAGAUGCUGGCAAGGCCCAGUUGUGAUGGCCAAAUCCUCCACAUAUUGCCUUAUGUUAUUAUUGAUUAGUAAUUUUAUUAUUCUAUUCUAUUAUUACUCUCUGCAAUUUGUGAGAAGAACCCUGCAAAAAUUAAAUCGAUUGAUUUAUGAUCAAUCUAUUAAAACAAUUUCUAUUGCAA